Messenger RNA from Cuscuta epithymum, 3530 nucleotides. The record is from the annotation of a GenBank genome assembly. NCBI's taxonomy places the organism in Eukaryota, Viridiplantae, Streptophyta, Magnoliopsida, Solanales, Convolvulaceae.
CAGUUGGAGAGCAAAUAGGAGUGGAGAAAUUAUCAUUUAAAUAGACUACGUGGUAGAAUAGAAGGACACCCUUUUCCCGAUCGAUAUCACUGCUAAUACUCUAUCUUUUGUAGCUUUGAUCAACUCCUGACUAUUGCAUAAAAUCUAUACAAAGUUCAUACACAUUUCUUGAAGAUUUUCUUGUGCGAAGCCUAGUUUCUUUAUUCUUAAUUGUUGGAGGAAGUUGUUAAUUUCUUGCUAAAACAGCAAAAGUGUGUGUGUAUACGCACAAAGCUGUUAUCGAAGUACUGCGUUGCAUGUCUUUCGAAGCAUGUUAUCGAAGUACUGCGUUGACACAAUCUUCACAGCCACUCCGGUCAAAGCUGGUCAACUUCUCAAAGUCCUUGCACAGUUGCCUGAUCAGAUCAUCUAAAGAUCUAAUAUUUACGUAACUGAUGAUGGGUAUUCUGGCUUGGGGAUAGGCAGAAAGUUCUUGUCUCCUCGCUUUUCUUUUCAUUACCUCAUAGGCACAGUCUACUGUAGGCAUACGAUCUGCCCCUUCAUUGAUAUGAUCAUUUGCAUAAAACACACUCACUGGUAAGUUCAGAUUGAGGAGAGCUUCUGCAGUGCUAAGGAAUAAGUGGCUUAUGAUAAAUGAUAUCUUGAGAUUCUUUUCUGGCUCCGUCAAUGGCUCUUUCUGUUUGGGAUUUGGCUUGCACGUUUCUGAUUCAGUUGGUGGGUUUUCUGUAACAUUCAAACUGUUAAUUACUAAUUACACAGUUACAUAAGAACAAAGGGGGCAUUUUUCUACUUUAUUUUAAAGACAAAUGUAUAAGAACCUGAAAUUAUGGUAGGCGCAGUUUUAAUAACUUGAUCCUGGCAAAGUUCUUUAUCUCCUGCAGCAUCACAUAAGCUAAGAGUCAUGUUCUUCCACACCCCAUUUUCACUUGGCAUAAAUCAGCUUCAUGUUUGACAUAGACACUUUGCAUGUAAACUUACCUUCUGGUGAUUUUGCAAUUUCUUUGAUAACUGAUGUCUAGAUUUUGUCCUGCAUUUUGGUGACUACUCUUGUGUAAUUUCAUUGCAUCUUUCUGCUACUAGAGAAAGUCAAAAAGUAAAACCCCAAUCUCAUAUUGAUUAGCACAAUGCUAAAUGUUACGGAGUAUUUACUUUAUGAAAGAAAUUAAAAAUUUAUGAAAACUGAACAUGUAAUGUCAAAACUUUUGAUUCACAAUGCACUAUUUCUUGUCCACCUUCUUUUUUGUCAAACUCAUAGAUAUUUUUUCUUUCAACUCGAUUGAAUGUUCCUCACUCAAUUUGCCUUUUACAUUAGAGGUGCUAUCCACAUUGCAUUUCACCUGUUUCUUCACCUUCAAAAUGGGUGACUGUUGUUUCAGUGUGUUUGGAUGUGUCUUUCAUGUAGAUUUGAAUCCGACUUUCUUUCUUCUUAAUGGCUAUCUCCUUGACAGGCUUCUCUUGUGCUGUAUGUUUAGCAAAAGGAGGCUCUGUCAAGGAAUGUUUGGCCCGGUUCAGUAAAGGCUCCUCCCUCUUUGGAACACUUUUUGAUUCAGUACUAUUAUUAUUCCUUACAGAUUGUGGAAGUCUGUCCUCCAUAUGACUUAGCGUUGGUUUGUGAAUAUCCAGUUUUGGCUUCCCUUGUCAAUGUGACAAGAGGCUACCACCUCACUGAUUGUAAAGACAAUACCUCUUGUCUUUACAGUCUUAGCUAUAAAGAGGAGAGGAGAGCUUUGGGGCACCGGCUACGUGUUGCUGUGUGACCGUGAGGUGGUAGCCUCUUGUCACAUUGACAAGGGAAAGCUUGCCAUCUACAUUAAUGCUAGAAAGACAAUACCUCUACCCCCGGGAGCUGAGUGGUUGUUUCUGUUAAGACCCAGACUCGAGCAAGAAGUGGAAAAUAACAUUAAUGCUAGAAAGCCAGUGAAAUUUGGCAAGCCACAUGACAUCCUACUUUAUUUCGCAUUCUAACCGCAAACCCUAAGCCCAUUUGUAGCGGGGUUUGCUUAUUUUACAUCGCUUUAUGAUUGUUAGGAACCCUGCGUACUUACAUGAUAGUUAAUACUUACUUCGUGCUUUGUUGCAACCGUUUGACUUUCACGCUUGUCAAGGAAUGACUUUGAACAUGAAUAUACAUAAUUGGGUAUUAGUAAAAAUUAUUCAAAUUGCACAGAAAGUGUUUCAAGAACAGAAAUUAUUCAAAAAUCAUUCAUAUGGCACAAAAUAAUUCAAAUUGCAACCCAUUUGUUACGUUUCCUAAACAAGCACUGAAAGUGUUACCUUUUCAAAUUGCAAUGCUCAUAGAUUAAUUAAAUGAAACUGCAAAUCUCUAAAUUGUGAGAUAGCAGUUUUAUCAUUCAACAAUCACAUUGAGAACCAAAGAAAUGUAGAGGAACAUUACCAAUAGAGGGUGUAGAUGAGAGAAAGAACAAUAAUAUUAGCAUGUCCACCAUUCAGAAAAGACUAAUAUCUCUGGGGGGCCUAAAUUGAAGAGGAUGAGUUACGGGUGUGGCGUUUAUGCCCUCUUUCCACAUCUUGAUGGUCUUAUCAGCCUCGCAAGUAAUCAGCCUUGAACCCGUGACAUCAUAUGCCAUUGCAUAGAUGCCAGCCUCGCUUUCCAGUGACCCGGGUUGAACAAUUGUCUGUGACUGCUGGAAAUUGUGGCCACUUCUCCAAUCCCAGAAGCACAAGCUCCCAUUAUCGCCUCCUGUAGCCAUUACACCUUCCUGGUUAACAGCCAUGGCGUUGAUAAUUGCUUUCUGCUGGGAAAGCAUGUCGUGCAGAAACUUUCCUUGUGGAAGGUUGAACUUUUUGAUGUUGUCAGCAGAGGCAGACACAAAAGCAUCCUCCUUUGGGUGCAAUGCCAUUGCUCGGACAGAUUUCUUGUGGUGUGUGAGUGUUGACAUGGCCUUGCCAUUCCUGAGGUCCCAGAAUUUCACAGCUGAAUCAUGUGAGCCAGUAAUGACUUGAGGGUCCAAUGGCCGAGCAAGAACGGAGCAAACUGUGUUCUCAUGCCCUGACAAAGCACGAACUUGAGUCUUUUUCCUGAUAUCCCAAACCCGGCACACAGAAUCACGACCCCCAGUAAGCAGGACAUUAAGGGUGGGGUGUAGAGCCAAGCAAUAGACACCGCUUAAAUGACCAUGAUAAGACCGAAUCACCUUGUUCUGUUCUAGAUCCCAGCACUUGACUUGUUUGUCAUCACCAGCAGAGAACAUGUAGGUAUGCUUGCUGCUGACGGCUAGGCCUCUUAUUUGUUCAAGAUGACCGGUAAGGGUGAGUUUCAGAGUCCCGGUUGCUAAAUCCCAGAUCUUGAUUGUUCUAUCUGCUGAGCCUGUGCAGAACCAUGUAUUGCUGGGGUCCACUGCAACGCACCGCACCGAACCCAAGUGCCCGCUGAUGACCCUGUACUUCUUCCAGGGCGCAUGCCGCUCACUUGCUGUUCUUUCCAUGGUUGCAGAAGUUGUUUUGGAAGAAGGGUCUGUUGCGGAUCGUGUUGCAGAAGUUGAUACGCAAUAUGUAUAUUUACUUUUCAU